This is a messenger RNA of Heterostelium album PN500, 1017 nucleotides long. It is a transcript of the gene mrpl3, whose product is annotated as 50S ribosomal protein L3. Gene Ontology annotation, cellular component: ribosome; mitochondrial large ribosomal subunit. Gene Ontology annotation, biological process: translation. Gene Ontology annotation, molecular function: structural constituent of ribosome. The record is from RefSeq and is a predicted model, not a curated record. The coding region runs from base 1 to 1017 and encodes 338 amino acids. The transcript has 2 exons. NCBI's taxonomy places the organism in Eukaryota, Evosea, Eumycetozoa, Acytosteliales, Acytosteliaceae.
AUGUCAUUUUUAAGUAGAUUAAGUAUAUUCACAGGUAGUCAAAAGAUUACAUUGGUUGCACAAACCAGAGGAUUAGCAGGAUCAUUUUAUAUACCAAAACCAGCUUUCGGACAGAAGCCACCUGAACCACCCUUCUUGCGUGAUAAAGAGAAUGGUUGGACAAAACAAACACAUAGAGUCGGUGCAAUUGGAAAGAAAGUUGGUAUGACUACCGUUUGGGUUGAUCACGUUGCCAUACCAGUUACUGUUGUUCAUUUACCAAACAAUCAAGUAGUACAAGUUAAACAUAAAGUAAAUGAUGGUGUAGAUGCACUUCAAGUUGGUGCAGAUGAAAUUAGAUUAAAGAAUGUAAAAGGAACAAUGAAGGGUCACUUUGCCAAAGCAGAUGUUCCACCAAAAAGAAUAUUGAUGGAGUUUCCAGUAACUAGAAACGCAUUCCUACCAGUUGGUACUCAGAUUACACCACGUCAUUUCGUACCAGGUCAAUUGGUAACAAUUAAAGGUGUAUCGACAGGUAAAGGAUUCCAAGGUGGUAUGAAGCGUUGGAAUUUCUCUGGUCUCGCAGCUACUCACGGUGUCUCUGUAUCACAUCGUUCGAUUGGUUCCACUGGUUGCAGACAGACCCCAGGUCGUGUAUUCAAGGGAAAGAAGAUGCCCGGUCACUUGGGUUCAGAGAGUACCACCGUACUCAACUUGCAAGUCAUUCAAUGCAACACCGAACUCGGUACCAUCAUGUUGAAGGGUGCCGUACCAGGAAAGAAGGGUAGUUAUAUUCGUAUCAUUGACUCUCGUUCCAAUAAAUGGACAAAGUCACCACCAUUUCCAACCCACAUGUCACAACCUGGCGAUCUCGAUGUCGAACUCACAAUCACAAACACCGUUCCAACCGAAAGAAACGGUGCUCUCGAUGUCUCUACAAAGGAAUUACCAUUAAAAGUACAUCCAUUAUUAUUAAAACAAGAAGCACAACAACAAGAACAACAACAACAACAACAACAACAAGUAAUUUCACAAUAA